CUCUCUCGGCGGGUACUGACACCAUCUGCGGCGGGGGGAGGGACACAUGCAUUCUUACCUGGAUACGCCCGCAGAGGAACUUUGUAAAAGAGCCACUCCCUUUUCUUUGGGGUUAAUUCCAACUGAAGACUGGAGACAGAAGGUGACACUUCUUUUUCUUCCCCUCAGGGUCAUUGCACCUUUUAUUCAUUGACCUGCGGAUAGGAGGAGUUCGUUCAGCCUCUCUCAGCUGCCUCCACUUAAUUAUUUGGCAAGAGGGAGAUUGGUCGACCGAAGUUGGAUGCCUGUGUUUUUCAAGAAUGGGAUUUUCCCAGAGGUUAAGGGGUCUUUGGAAAUGCGUGUUUUGCUUUCCGGUUCUGCUGUGUGUUUUGUACUUCAGUUCUCCGUCUUUGAGAGUUUUAGUGAACAUCAUGCCUAUGGACAAAUGUAAACUGGAGAGUGCUCGGGAUCUGCUUCAGGACAACAGCGCGGAUGCUGGGCUCGACCUCGUGACCAGACGUGACGUGCAAACAUGCACAGAUUGGAGAGCUCCCAUCAUCUGGGAGGGCAUGUUUGACCCUUUCCUUUACGACUCGAUGCACAAAGAGGCAGGCUCCUCUGUGGCUCUGACAGUGUUUGCUGUCGGCAGGUACCUGGAUGCUUACCUCCCCACCUUCCUGAACUCAUCAGAACGUCACUUCAUGCUGGGUUUGCCGGUGACGUAUUACGUAUUCACAGACACGCCGGAAAAGGUGCCCAACAUGAAGCUCCCUCCUCUGCGGAGCCUGAGGGUGAUCAAAGUGGAGAAGCACUCGAGGUGGCAGGACAUCUCUAUGAUGCGAAUGAAGACUAUAUCGGACGUCAUAGGGACAGAUAUUCGCCAUCGCUGCACGCACGUCUUCUGCUUCGACGUGGAUCAGGUGUUCACCGGGAGAUUUGGCUCGGAGGCUCUGGGAGAUUCUGUGGCUCUACUCCACGCCUACUACUACCGCCUCCCGAAGAGUUUGUACACCUACGACCGCAACCCAAAGUCCAAAGCUUGCAUGAAGACGGGGGAUUUCUACUACCACGCUGCCAUCUUUGGAGGCCUGUGUGAGAGCGUGAAAGCAAUAGCUGACGCCUGCUACCGGAGCAUCAUGGCGGACAAAGAGAAUAAUGUGGAGGCCCUGUGGCACGACGAGAGUCACCUGAACAAGUACCUGUGGCUUCACAAACCGAGCAGGGUGCUGUCCCCUGAGUACUGCUGGGACCCGCUAAUCAGCCAAAACAGCGACAUAAAAGUCACGCGACUGGAGUGGGCGCCAAAACAGUACAAGAAGCUCCGCAGUGCUUAAUGCGUUUCCAACACUCAAAUACAAAAUCCACGACCCUUCUCUCUGAUAUCUGAUAAAAACACUGUGUGGCUCCUCUGUUCUGACGUGAGGAAUCUGCCAACAACUGGAUUUCCUGUUGAGUAACAAUCUCCCAUCGACCGCCUGCCUUUUCAGAGAAUCACGUUUUUUUUCUUUAGGACUCAGGUCAAUGUCUGCACAUGAUGCCUUGUACCAUGUAAGUGUUGGAAUAAAUUAUUUUUGAUGACUAAA
Molecule: messenger RNA, 1562 nt
Organism: Hippoglossus stenolepis (Pacific halibut)
Lineage: Eukaryota; Metazoa; Chordata; Actinopteri; Pleuronectiformes; Pleuronectidae
Product: N-acetyllactosaminide alpha-1,3-galactosyltransferase
Exons: 6
Coding region: 300-1313 (337 amino acids)
Biological process (GO): carbohydrate metabolic process
Cellular component (GO): membrane; vesicle; Golgi apparatus
Molecular function (GO): hexosyltransferase activity
Source: RefSeq, a predicted model, not a curated record